GCGGCGAGCGGAGCGGCGGCAGCGGAGCGGGGAUGGCAGCAGCGCUGCGGGCAGCCCUGGCCAUGGGGCUGCUGGCGGCUGCUCGGCCCGCAGCCACCGCAAUGGGGCAGCGGCGGCAGGCAGAGAUAUUCCUGGAGAAGUACGGCUACUUCAGGGAGCCGGGCAGCGCGCACAGCCCCGCCGAGUUCACCAAGGCGCUGAGGGAUUUCCAGAGGGUGUCCCACCUCCCUCCCAGUGGGCUGCUGGAUGCCCCCACGCUCCAUCAGAUGGCCCUGCCCAGGUGUGGCACCGAUGACGGCGACAGCCGCGCUGCCGGGACACGCCGGGCACGGCGCACGGCACAGCACGGUGGGCGCUGGUACAAGCGGCACCUGCGGUACCGGGUGGUGAACUGGCCGUCCUACCUGCCCCAGCACGAGGUGCGCCUGGCCGUGAGAGCCGCCUUCGAGCUCUGGAGCAACGUGUCCUCCCUGGUGUUCUGGGAGGCUCAGGACGGCCCCGCUGACAUCCGCCUCACCUUCUUCCACGGGGACCACAACGAUGGACUCAACAACGCCUUCGAUGGGCCAGGAGGAGCCCUGGCUCACGCCUUCUUCCCCCUGCGAGGAGAAGCCCACUUUGACAGCGCCGAGCGCUGGUCCCUGCACAGCGGCAAAGGGCGCAACCUCUUCAUCGUGGUGGCCCACGAGGUCGGGCACACGCUGGGGCUGCAGCACUCGCCCGUCAAAAGCGCCCUGAUGUCUCCCUACUACAAGAAGCUCAGCAAGGAUUUUGUCCUCAGCUGGGAUGACAUCUUGGCCGUCCAGAACUUGUACGGAAAGCCCUCCAAGGGCUCUGCCAUCCAGCUCCCAGGAAAAGUCUUCACUCACUUCCAGGAUUGGAACACGGACCUGUACAGCAGGGACCGAGGGCAGAGGAGCCUCAGCACCUAUUACUGCCACUCCUUCUUCGACGCCAUAACCGCUGACGGGGAUCACAACCUCUACAUCUUCAAGGGCAGCCACUACUGGGUGGUGUCAGCGAGCGGCAACGCCAGCGAGCCACGGCCACUGCAGCCACGCUGGCCCGGCCUCCCCGCUGGCAUCGACGCCUGCACCUGGUCCCAGCUCACUGGGAAGUUCUACUUCUUCAAAGGCGGCCGAUGCUGGCGCUACGCCGGCUCCAAGCUGGAGGAAGGAUUUCCCCGAAAAUGCAGCGCCCUGGGGCUCCCUCGGCACCCGGACACCGCUCUCUACUUCCAGCAGCUCCGCCGGCUCGUCCUCUUCAAAGGCCCCAAGUACUUUGUGCUGGGCGAGGAGCCGCUGGCCGUGGAGCCCUACUACCCCCGCAGCCUGCGGGACUGGGCAGGGCUCCCCCCGGCCACGGCCGGGGCUCUCACACACAGAGACGGCUCCCUUUACUUCUUUCGGGAUGAGCAGUACUGGAAAUUCGACCAGACCAAGCUGCGAGUGGUGGCCAGCGGCAAAUGGGCAGCGCAGCUGGCCUGGAUGGGCUGCUGGGAUGCCAACAGUGAGCAGGUCCUGUUCUGAGCAGGGGAUGGAACGGGGGGUCCGGACCUCACCUCGCUCCCUGCUGCCCGGAUCCCCCUUUGUGCUGCUCUGGGUCCUGUCUGAGCGUGGUUGGGCAGGGACUGGCUGCCCGUGGAUGGAUGGAGCCGUGACCCAGCAGAGCCAGGAUGCAGCUGGGACAGAUGUGCCACAGCCAGGUGGCCUGGAGGCUUUGGGACACGGGAUUUUUUUGGGAAAAAAAAAAUCCACCAAAAAAACCCCAAAAAAGAAGUAUCAGCCAUGGAGACUGCAAACACACCCGUUCCUGUUAACUUUCAGGAUAUUGUUACACUUUUUUAGACCAAGAGUGGGGUUUGGUGAUACUUUUUGAUAUCUUUGUUGAUACUUUUUGAUAUUUUCCUAUGGCAGAGAAGUGUCUCGCUGCUGCUUGCUUUGGGGUUUGGAUGGUUUUAAAUGGCAGACUGAGAACGUCUCCUGCUUAAAACAAAAAGAGACAUUUGAACAAAAAUUUGGGUCCAUGUGGA
Parus major (Great Tit) is the source of this 2032-nucleotide messenger RNA. RefSeq names its product matrix metallopeptidase 28 (gene MMP28). Gene Ontology annotation, biological process: collagen catabolic process; extracellular matrix organization; proteolysis. Bases 33 to 1529 code for a protein of 498 amino acids. The record is from RefSeq and is a predicted model, not a curated record. Gene Ontology annotation, molecular function: zinc ion binding; metalloendopeptidase activity. NCBI's taxonomy places the organism in Eukaryota, Metazoa, Chordata, Aves, Passeriformes, Paridae. The transcript is spliced from 8 exons. Gene Ontology annotation, cellular component: extracellular matrix.